Myotis myotis is the source of this 1906-nucleotide messenger RNA. Its product is annotated as UL-16 binding protein 5-like. Gene Ontology annotation, cellular component: external side of plasma membrane. The transcript is spliced from 4 exons. Gene Ontology annotation, biological process: antigen processing and presentation of endogenous peptide antigen via MHC class I via ER pathway, TAP-independent; antigen processing and presentation of endogenous peptide antigen via MHC class Ib; immune response. The record is from RefSeq and is a predicted model, not a curated record. NCBI's taxonomy places the organism in Eukaryota, Metazoa, Chordata, Mammalia, Chiroptera, Vespertilionidae. The coding region runs from base 259 to 1014 and encodes 251 amino acids.
CUGGGCUGGGCCUGGGGAGGCCUUUCCCUCCUGGAGCUGAUCUUCCCAGGGUGGCCGCGUCGGCUGCUUUCUUUUUUUCCGAUUUAUUUUUUUUUAUUGGAAAGCAAGCGCUGGGCUUCGGGUUCCUGGGAUCCCUGGGCCUUAGCGUGCGCCACCAGGCCUCGCUGCGCCCCCUCCCCUACCCUGGCGCCCCUUUUUUCGUUCGCCGGUUCGUGUAACUUUCUGUCCUGGGCGCCUGCACUGCUGCUGAGGGUCGAGAUGGAGCGGUCUGGGUCUGAAGGUGUCAGCCCGGCCUUGUUGCUCGUGCUUCUGCUUUGGGAACCGCUGCUCCCCGCUGUGAGUUGGGAAAUGGACUCGGGGCGAAUGAACCUGGGUGUUCCCUCUCUGGGCUACACAUUCACAGUCAUUCCUAAUGGACAACCGUGGUGUGAAAUUCAAGGCCAGGUCAAUGGGAACACAUUUCUUCAUUAUACCUGUGGUGGCGACAGGGUCAGACUCAUCAGUGUCCUGGAGAUGAAUGCCACACCGGCCUGGAGUGAACAGAGAGACGCUCUGCAGUACGUGGUGGAGGAGCUCAAGAAGACCCUGCUGGACAUUAGAGCAGAGAUUCCUGCAACCAGCGGUCCUCUCUCCCUGCAGGGCAGCAUGAUGUGUGAGCAGGACUCCAAUGGACUCACCACUGCAUCCUGGGAGUUCGGACUGGAUGGACAGAAAUCUCUCCGCUUUGACACAAAGAACGGACACUGGACAGUGCUGCACGGUGAAGGCAUUCUGUUAAAGCAAACAUUGGCGAGUGACAGAGCUAUGACCGAUCUCCUUGUUAGGACCUCAACUGGAGACUGUAGGAAGUGGCUUCAACAAGUUCUGUGUCCCCUGAGCACACAAGCUGCACCAACCACUGCCACAGCCACAGUCCCGCCAAAGGCCACAACCAACACGCCCAUCCCUUCGGUCCUGCCUGUGAUCCUCACCUGCGCAAUAAUAGUUGGCCUCUUAGGCUGGGCCCUUAAGUAACAGGUACUGGGGCAUAAUUACAGGUACCAUGACAGGUACUGAUCGAUGGCACACGCACUUCCUGAGCAGCACUUCAAAACGUAUGAAGAAGUGCAAAAUUGGGUCUCUGAAUGGUUUGCCUCAAAACAAGGAAAGUUCUAUUGGGACGGUAUCCACAAAUUACCUGAAAGAUGGGGGAAAUGUGUAGCUUGCGAUGGACAGUACUUUGAAUAAAGCACUUUUGAUGUUUCUUCUGAAAUUAUUGUGUUUCCUUUGAUUACAAAAUCCGCAUUAUUAAAUGGUACACCCGACAAGAGCAGGGGAGCAUCUGUUGUGUUGAGGUGAGGAGUAUUAGGGAGUGAAAUGGAGAAGCCCUGUUAGGUAGAUAGUCGUCAUUCCCCUUAUUAACUUAUGAAGACUGAAAUAUAGAAAUACAACAGAAUAAGUUGUAUUUUUUUUUGAAAGAAAGUUCGACUGUGAUAUAAGCCCUGCCCUGACUCAGGCAUGGCUGGCCAAGAACCAGUGUUUACAACAGGAGCAGAGUGGGCUUUGGGCGCUUCUGAUCGUCUCAUGUGGAGUCACUGUUCGCCAGGGCAGGCAUGUCAAGUACUGUGUCAAGACCGAGGGAGUGGCGUGUGAGGCACCACACAGAACCACAGCCUGGGCACCUGCAUAAGGACUCCAUCCGGACACAGAUGAGUGGGGCCUCCGCUCCCGGUGGGCCAUAAGGACUCGGGGUCCGACCUCCCCAUGCUGGAGCCUGGUUGCAGCACAGGCAAUGCUCAGAGCUUUGCCAGAGUUCCCCCCAGAGGGGUGCGGUCGCCUGCGGUGCGACCCCCGCCGCUUCUCUCUCCACCCACAGACCCUCCAGUGGCUGGGAGUCUGUGCCUGAUGAUCGCUUCUAAGGAAGGCU